This is a messenger RNA of Calypte anna (Anna's hummingbird), 2771 nucleotides long. It is a transcript of the gene AMFR, whose product is annotated as autocrine motility factor receptor. Gene Ontology annotation, cellular component: cytosol; endoplasmic reticulum; ubiquitin ligase complex. The record is from RefSeq and is a predicted model, not a curated record. Gene Ontology annotation, biological process: endoplasmic reticulum unfolded protein response; ubiquitin-dependent protein catabolic process; protein K48-linked ubiquitination. The coding region runs from base 179 to 2062 and encodes 627 amino acids. The transcript has 14 exons. NCBI's taxonomy places the organism in Eukaryota, Metazoa, Chordata, Aves, Apodiformes, Trochilidae. Gene Ontology annotation, molecular function: ubiquitin binding; ubiquitin protein ligase activity.
GGGAGCGGCGUGGGGCAGGACGCGGCGCUGGGAGCCGGGGCGGGCGGUGUUGGGGGCGGUUUGCUGGCGCUCCCUCCUUCGGCCUCCAGCGGGGGCGGCCCCGGGGCGGGCGCUUGAGGCCGCAGGAGCUGGGGGGGGGGAGACGCGGGCGGCCUUAGGCCGCGGCGAGGGCCCCGCGAUGCCGCUGCUGUUCCUGGAGCGCUUCCCCUGGCCCAGCCUCCGCACCUACACGGCCCUCAGCGCCCUGGCCCUGCUGGGCACCGCACUCAGCGCUUACCGCGCCCUCAGCCAGGCCGCCCAGCCGGCCGAGCCCCCGAGCCGCGGCGGCCCGCGGGCCUUGGACAUCGUGUACUACCUGCUCUCCGACAGCCUCUGCGUCUGGGUACUGGUGAACACUGCCUGCUGUGUUCUGAUGUUGGUCGCCAAGCUAAUCCAGUGCAUGGUGUUUGGUCCUCUUCGUGUCAGUGAGAGGCAGCAUCUCAAGGAUAAAUUCUGGAAUUUCAUUUUCUACAAGUUCAUCUUCAUUUUUGGCGUGCUGAACGUUCAGACAGUGGAAGAAGUGGUGAUGUGGUGCCUCUGGUUCUCUGGACUUGUGUUUCUUCACCUUAUGGUUCAGCUCUGCAAGGAUCGCUUUGAAUAUCUUUCCUUUUCUCCCACCACCCCCAUGAGCAGCCACAUCAGAGUCCUGACCCUGCUCAUGGCCAUGCUCCUGUCCUGCUGUGGGCUGGCAGUCGUCUGUGGUGUCAUUGGCUACACCCAUGGGAUGCACACCUUGGCUUUCAUGGCAGCAGAGUCUCUGCUUGUGACAGUCAGAACUGCACAUGUGAUUUUACGAUAUGUGAUUCACCUCUGGGAUCUCAACCAUGAAGGAACAUGGGAGGGCAAAGGCACUUAUGUCUACUACACAGAUUUCAUCAUGGAGCUGACCUUGCUUUCUCUGGACUUAAUGCAUCAUAUUCAUAUGCUGGUGUUUGGCAAUAUCUGGUUGUCAAUGGCCAGCCUGGUGAUCUUCAUGCAGCUUCGCUACCUCUUCCAUGAGGUUCAGCGAAGAAUUCGGCGGCACAAGAACUACCUGCGUGUGGUUGGAAACAUGGAAGCCAGGUUUGCAGUUGCAACACCAGAGGAGCUAGCAGCCAACAAUGAUGACUGUGCCAUUUGUUGGGACUCCAUGCAGUCUGCACGUAAACUCCCUUGUGGCCAUCUCUUCCACAACUCCUGCCUGAGGUCCUGGUUGGAACAAGAUACAUCUUGCCCCACCUGCAGGAUGUCUCUUAAUAUCACUGACAGCCACCAUGUGAGGGAGGAUCACCAGAGGGAGAAUCUGGAUGAGAACCUGGUCCCUGUGGCAGUAGCAGAAGGCAGACCACGCCUGAACCAACACAAUCACUUCUUCCACUUUGAUGGCUCUCGAAUUGCCAGCUGGCUGCCCAGCUUUUCAGUAGAAGUGAUGCACACUACAAACAUCCUUGGUAUUGCACAAGCCAGCAACUCCCAGCUUAAUGCUAUGGCACAUCAGAUUCAGGAGAUGUUCCCUCAGGUUCCUUAUCAUGUAGUUCUCCAGGAUCUGCAGUUAACUCGUUCUGUGGAGAUCACCACUGACAACAUCCUGGAAGGACGCAUCCAAGUACCUUUCCCCACACAGCGUGCAGAGAGCAUGAGACCUGCACUGAACAGUUCCCUGGAACGACACAGCACUGAGCAGGAGGAUGCUGAAACUGUCACCCAGACCGAGAGAGUGCCACUUGAACUCAACUCAAGACUGGUAGAAAUGGUGGAAUUCAAUGAAAUGGAAGCAGAACCAGGUGAAGAAGAAGAUUUUGAGGCCAGGGGAAGUCGUUUCUCAAAGUCAGCUGAUGAAAGGCAGAGGAUGUUGGUUCAGCGGAAGGAAGACUUGUUGCAGCAAGCUCGAAAGCGUUAUUUAAACAAAACCUCUGAGGAGGAGCUGACCCCAGAAAAGCCCUCAGCUCCCCUGGAGGGAGCAUCUGCUGACCCCGUCACCCUGCGCCGCAGGACGCUCGCUGCCGCCGCCGAACGCAGACUUCAGAUGCAGCAGAACUCCUAGCACUCGUUGCCCCUCCUUCCUCCUCCUCCUUCUCCUCCUCCUUCUCCUCCUCCUCGUGAGCAAUGUUGAAUGAAUAAAUCAAAUACAAAAAAACACCAACAAAUCCUGCGCUUUCUGUACCAGCAGGAAAGUGUCACUUCAGAAUUCAGCUAGCUGUGCUGCUGAGUGAGCUGGCUGCCUCUCUGCUGUACAAAGCAUGUGGUCUUAAUAAUGUUUGGACAGCUGACAAAUUAACCUUUUUUUUUUGUUUUGUUUUGUUUUGUAAUAUUUUCUACAUGAUGUCAAUCCCUUCCAGGAACAAAAAGGCAAUUUCUGAACCCUGGGUGUUGCUGCUGCAGGCUGAGUGCACAGCAGAGCCUGGGGAAAUCGGCGUGUUGGGGACGAGCAGCUGUGGGUGCAGGGCACAGAGGGCACUGGCCCACUCAGCUCCAGAUCAGGGGAGGGUUCUUGCAGGAGCUUUGGAAUUUGCAGCAAACCCUGCAUGGAUGGGCAGGUGCCUGCUCCUCAGCCCCUGUUCCUGGCUGCAGAAUGUCUCCCAGGAAGUUGGCUAUGGAACGCAGAGGAGAAACGAGUUCAUGAACUGCAGCAAAGCGCCGGCUCACACCGGUCCCAGCAUGAGCUGGUUGGGUUUACUGGUGCUGGGCUCUUCUGCACUGGCAGAGGUCUGGCUCUGUUUGCUCCCCAGGGUUGUGCUUCUUUUCUUUGCCUU